AUGGUGAGACAGAUCCGUAAGAGGGAGGAGAGUUUUGCUCCAAUCGCCCAGAGACAACUUGGGGAAUCUAAGGAGGAGGAAGAAGAAGUCAGCAGAGUUGAGAACGUCUGCUGUUCAACAUCUAAUAAUUCAGAUAUGAGCGCCAAAAAGAGGCGCAGAGAGGAAGUAUCUGAUAGCACUAGAGAGGAAGGAGAGAAUUCUGUGGAGGAGAAUGGUGCAACUCCAAGGAAGCAGAGAAAAUAUGACAGCGCUGCAGAGACAGGACACAGCGCUGCACAGCAGAGAGGAAAGAAGAGGAAAUAUACUGAAGAGACUGAAUGUGAGAGUCCUGUGGUGAAGAAGAGGAAAGUACAGAGCUCUUCAGAGGAGGAUCCUGAGACUACAAGGAAGCAGAGCAGAUAUUACACUGCCAUAGAGACAGUACACAACUCUGCAGAAGAGAAAAGCUCCAGGAAGAGGAAAUUUCCUGAAGAGACUGAAUGUGGGAGUCCUGUGAUGAAGAAGAGGAGAGUACAGAGCUCUUCAGAGGAGGAUGGUGAGACGCUGAGCAGAUAUUACACUGAUAGAGAGACAGUACAGGACGCUACAGAACAGAGAGGCAAGAAGAGGAAAUUUACUGAAGAGACUGAAUGUGAGAGUCCUGUGAUGAAGAAGAGGAGAGUACAGAGCUCUUCAGAGGAGGAUGGUGAGACGCUGAGCAGAUAUUACACUGAUAGAGAGACAGUACAGGACGCUACAGAACAGAGAGGCAAGAAGAGGAAAUCUACUGAAGAGCCUGAAUGUGAGAGUCCUGUGGUGAAGAAGAGGACAGUACAGAGCUCUUCAGAGGAGGAUGUUGAGACGCUGAGCAGAUGUUACACUGCUAGAGAGACAGUACAGGACGCUACAGAACAGAGAGGCAAGAAGAGGAAAUCUACUGAGGAGCCUGAAUGUGAGAGUCCUGUGGUGAAGAAGAGGACAGUACAGAGCUCUUCAGAGGAGGAUGUUGAGACGCUGAGCAGAUGUUACACUGCUAGAGAGACAGUACAGGACGCUACAGAACAGAGAGGCAAGAAGAGGAAAUCUACUGAGGAGACUGAAUGUGAGAGUCCUGUGAUGAAGAAAAGAAGAACAGACAAAGCAGGAGUUAGCGGAGCGACAUCGAUUCACAGCACAAAAAGAAAAGAACGUGAAACGGCCUCCCUGGGUGUGGAGGACUUCAUCUUCCAUAAGAUACUUGGAGAAGGAGCCUUUGGGAAGGUGGUGCUGGCGACACACCGUGACAGCAGACUACUGGUGGCUGUGAAAAUAGCCCACAAGAGAGAACCAAUUGUGGAGAACCCAGACAGGGUGCUAAAUGAGCGGAUAGCCAUGGAGAUAGCUGGGGGCAGUCUUUUCUGCGCCCAUGCUUAUGCCACAUUCCAGACGGAGAAUUACUUAUUCUAUGUUAUGGAGUACAUGAGGGGAGGAGAUCUGAUUGACAUUGGUGAGGUCCUUGGCAUAACUGACGACACAAUGGACCUCGCCACCGUCAAACUCGUGGCAGCGGAGCUCGUGUGUGGUCUGCAGUACCUGCAUUCCAGAGGCAUCGUUCACAGGGACAUGAAGACGGAAAACGUUCUUGUAGACAGCGUCGGUCAUGUACAUAUUGCUGACUUCGGCUUGGCAGCUUUAAACGUGUUUGGAGACAACAUGGUGACAGAAUACUUGGGACAUAUGUAUAAUGGAGCUCCAGAGAUGUUGUUCGAAAUGCCGUAUGAUGGAGCCGUGGAUUACUUUGCAUUGGGGGUCUUACUAUUUCGAUUUGCAUUGGGUCGACUUGCCUUUGAAGACAUUUGCACUUCUUCAGAAGGCAUAAUGUAUGGUCUGCCAUGCUUCCCAGACGACCCUGCCCCUGACCCCGUUCUCAAGGACCUUCUGGAAAAGCUCCUGAUUAAAUUUCCAUUCAAGCGCAAGAGUUUCAUUGCCGACAUACAACAUCAUCCAUUUUUCAACGGCAUAAACUGGAAGGAACUGGAAGCGGGGGAGGGACCCCCUCCUUUUUCCAUGCGACGGAAGGGCUUCAGAGACGUCACAAGAGACAUAAUAAAACCGGAAGACCUGAUGAACAACAUAAAUUCUGACGGAUACCCUAUCGAACCUUCAAUUUCAGCUGAGGAACAGAAGAUGUUUGAUGGCUUUUCCUUUGUCAGUGAUGAAUGGAAAGCCAUGACGAAGCUGAAAUAA
Rana temporaria (common frog) is the source of this 2205-nucleotide messenger RNA. Its product is annotated as protein kinase C delta type-like. Gene Ontology annotation, biological process: protein phosphorylation. The coding region runs from base 1 to 2205 and encodes 734 amino acids. The transcript has 8 exons. Gene Ontology annotation, molecular function: protein serine/threonine kinase activity; ATP binding. The record is from RefSeq and is a predicted model, not a curated record. NCBI's taxonomy places the organism in Eukaryota, Metazoa, Chordata, Amphibia, Anura, Ranidae.